AUGGGCACAGCCGUGAGUUAUUGUUCAUAUUUUGCGCAAGACGCGCCAGUGAUCCUUGGAGAACCCAUCCUCCUCAUGCAGCUGGAACAAGUUCAUGACCGGGCCAAGCUCUCCCACGACAUGUUGGCUGGAGAGAACGCAAGGAACAAAUCCGUCCGAUAUGAAUGCUUGCCCAAAGUGGCGCCUGCCAACCUCUAUGAGGGCCAGGUCAGUGAUGCAGUCAAGCUCCGGGAAGAGUUGCUUGACGAAAUCAUUGAGAAGAUGCAGCACGACACCCUGAGCAUCUUCAAGCAGAAGUUUCCACAGGGCAAGAGAAACGACUCCCGUACUGAUUUGAGAAUCAUGGAGUCGGUAUCGUCGCAUUUGGUGGACGUGGGGUGGGUUGCCAGUGUUGGUGAUGAAUCCACAGAUCACCGCUCCAGUGAUCACGCAUUCCCGCGGCCACGUGAUCGAGGAGGCAGUGAUCCGUGGAUUUACUGA
Messenger RNA from Verticillium dahliae VdLs.17, 480 nucleotides. RefSeq lists its product as uncharacterized. The transcript has 3 exons. The record is from RefSeq and is a predicted model, not a curated record. The coding region runs from base 1 to 480 and encodes 159 amino acids. NCBI's taxonomy places the organism in Eukaryota, Fungi, Ascomycota, Sordariomycetes, Glomerellales, Plectosphaerellaceae.